CGGCCCGUUUCCCUGAUCUCCCCUACUCUUCCUCUCAACCUCCUCGUCGAGACAGCGGCGGCGGCGGCGGCGGCGGCGGCUGGUUAGUGAGCGAUGGCGCCGCCGGGUUCGCGGCGGUGGGCGUACGUGCGGGUGAUGGCCGGCACCAUACUCGGCGGCGUCCUCGGCUUCUACGUCAUGCACCGGGUCGAGACCUCGUACAAGGCGAUGAUGGAGGAGCGACUGCGCAGGUACGAAGCGCAGAUGCUCAAAAGGGCCAAGGAUGCGCAGAAUCUGCAGGACGAGGCGGAGCGGAAAGACCAGGCCCAGCUCCUGCCGGACGCGUGACCUUCACCUCCCGCGCUUGCUCACUUUUUUUCAGCUGUCAGAAUAACACAAGCCAGCAGGGCACAGGUGUCCACACCCUUUCUUCAGAAGUAGAGACAUAAGAUCGGGCAUGUACAAUUGGCUCGUUACAGUCUUUUUUGUUAACAAGAAAACUGCACCAUUUGAGCGUAAGGUCCAGGUCAAUUGUAUGAAAGUAAAAUAUGAAUAUGCUUCUAUCUUUAUCUGCACCUGCCACUAUAGACAUUUUAAUCUCACCAACAUUAUCCAUGCAACAAAGGAUCGAAAUGAAUUGCAGGUUUUGUCAUA
This is a messenger RNA of Phragmites australis (common reed), 633 nucleotides long. RefSeq lists its product as uncharacterized. Bases 94 to 327 code for a protein of 77 amino acids. The record is from RefSeq and is a predicted model, not a curated record. NCBI's taxonomy places the organism in Eukaryota, Viridiplantae, Streptophyta, Magnoliopsida, Poales, Poaceae. The transcript has 3 exons.